Molecule: messenger RNA, 275 nt
Organism: Xenopus laevis (African clawed frog)
Lineage: Eukaryota; Metazoa; Chordata; Amphibia; Anura; Pipidae
Product: gamma-crystallin-1-like
Exons: 1
Coding region: 8-265 (85 amino acids)
Source: RefSeq, a predicted model, not a curated record
AUACAAAAUGAGAAUCUAUGAAAGAGGAGAUUUCCAAGGGCAGAUGAUGGAGUUCUUUGAUGACUGCCCCAAUACUUAUGAUCGAUUCCGUUUCCAUGACAUUCACUCCUGCAAUGUGUUUGAUGGCCAUUGGAUGUUCUAUGAGGAACCCAACUACAGGGGACGUCAGUUCUACCUGAGAUCUGGAGAAUACAGGAGAUUCAAUGACUGGGGAGCCUCAAGCCCCAGAAUUGGAUCAUUCAGAAGAGUUUAUAACAGAUUUUAAAAUAUUAACU